UUUUGAUUUUUCUCAAUUAGUCAUUUAUCGUUAAGGUUUCACCGUACCUUCGUUUCCCUAAUGAACUUUCCUGAUUGUUGUUUGCCAGAUGAACGCCUGCGCGAUUAAUUGACACCAUGAGUUGGUGUAGAAGACCAUCGAAAUUCAUUUUCGAUUCGUUUCGCAGCCACUGUUCGAAGAUCGCGGUGCCCAAAGUCCCAAUCGAGAAAUCAGUUCCACGGCCAGACUUCAACGCUGCUUCUUCGAGACCUAGGGCAAGAAUUUCUUCGAUUUCGCAGCCUAUUUUGAGGCAAUCUCAUUUGCAUUCUGGAAAAUGGCAGAGUCCAUUUAUGGAUGGGGCAAGGAGGUUUUAUUAUGUGGACAGGCGUAUGGUUCAUCACUUCAAGCCAAGGGGAUUCAAAAGAUGGUUUCAGAAUCCCAAAAAUGUGUUGAUUGUGGUAAUGGUGGGAUCUGUUGUUGUAAUCACUGUGUAUAUGGGGAAUUUAGAGACUGUGCCUUACACGAAAAGGACACAUUUCGUGCUUUUAUCAAGUAAUAUUGAGAAGGAGCUUGGGGAGUCAGAGUUCAAGAAGCUUAAGGCACAGUUCAAAGGCAAAAUGCUGCCUCCACUUCACCCGGAAAGCAUUCGAAUUCAGCGAAUAUCGCAGGAAAUAAUCGGGGCUCUUGAGAGAGGGUUGAGUAAAGAGCAAGUGUGGAGUGAUAUAAUGUAUUCUGCGGAGAGUGCAGCAGCAUUGCCUCAGCAGAAUCGGGCCCCGGAAAUGGUAACAGCAAUGAGUGAUACUAGUGAAGGAAUUUCCGAGGAGGAGAAAUGGCCUAGUGAGGAUAAAUGGCAGAAGGAUGAGGAGAUACUCGAUGAUCAAUGGGUUGUGCAGAGUAGAAAAAAGGGCCAAGAAAAGGGGAAGGCGACGGAGACUGCACAUUUAGAAGGGUUAAACUGGGAGAUCAUUGUGGUUAAUGAACCUGUGAUAAAUGCUGUUUGUUUGCCGGGCGGUAAAAUUGUUGUUUUCAGCGGGUUGUUAAAGCAUUUUAAAACGGAUGCCGAGAUUGCCACUGUUAUUGGGCAUGAGGUUGCUCAUGCUGUGGCUAGACACACUGCCGAACAAAUUUCGAAAAACCUAUGGUGGACCAUCUUACAGGUUUUUCUUUACCAGUUUUUCAUGCCUGACGUCGUCAACACAUUGUCGAAUCUCUUCUUGAGGCUGCCUUUUUCACGAAGGAUGGAGAUGGAAGCAGAUUACAUUGGAUUGCUGCUGAUUGCAUCGGCAGGAUAUGAUCCCCGGGUAGCCCCCCAGGUUUAUGAGAAGCUGGGUAAAGUUGUCGGGGAUUCAGCAUUGCAAAACUAUCUAGCGACUCAUCCUUCAGGGAAGAAGAGAGCUCAAGUACUUGCUCAAGCUAAAGUCAUGGAAGAAGCCUUAUCCAUAUACCGAGAAGUUAAAGCUGGACACGGAGUUGAGGGGUUUCUUUAACUAAUUAGAAACCCUUUUUCAAAAUUUUCCAAAAUUCUGCAAAAAUUUAAUUUUAUGGUGAUUACUUGAUGCAUAAUCUUUACCUCUUUCUAAAUCCAAUUCCUGAGCUCUUCAUCCCCGCUUGGUUUGCAUGCUUUUGUCGAGUAACUUUUAGUGUCUCCAACUAGAAAGGGCGUCAUGAAGUCUCUGAAAUGCUUAUGAAUAUGGUUGAUUUA
Andrographis paniculata is the source of this 1681-nucleotide messenger RNA. RefSeq lists its product as uncharacterized. The transcript is spliced from 3 exons. The record is from RefSeq and is a predicted model, not a curated record. NCBI's taxonomy places the organism in Eukaryota, Viridiplantae, Streptophyta, Magnoliopsida, Lamiales, Acanthaceae. Gene Ontology annotation, cellular component: membrane. Gene Ontology annotation, molecular function: metalloendopeptidase activity. The coding region runs from base 117 to 1466 and encodes 449 amino acids.